AUGCGGCUUUCCUUCGCGUCGGUCUUACUCGCCAUCACUCUCGUCUCCGGCGCGGUCGUCGAGCGGGAGCAGCAGGACAAGCGCCAAGCGGCUACGAGUAUCGAUGCACUGUUCCGUGCCAAGGGGAAGGUUUUCUUCGGAGUUGCUGCUGAUCAGGGUCGUCUCAGUGUUUCCCAAGAUGCUGCGAUCACAGCUGCUGACUUCGGCGGUUGGGAUACCAUUGAGGCUUCACGGGGUUCUUUCAACUGGGCACCAUUUGAUUACCUCGUAAACUGGGCAACGACCAACAACAAGUUAAUUCGUGGUCAUACCUUUGUAUGGGCCGAGCAACUUCCAUCUUGGGUCCAAAGCAUCAACGAUGCCUCAACACUAACGACGGUUCUCCAGAACCAUAUUACUCAAGUUAUGACUCGAUACAAGGGAAAAUUAUAUGCCCUCGAUGUCGUGAAUGAGCAUAUCAAUGAAGAUGGUUCUAUUAAAAGCACGCAUUGGACACAAGUCCUCGGCAACAACGUCUUCACAAUCGCGUUCCAAACAGCGCGCCAGGUCGACCCCAGCGUCAAGCUGUACAUCAACGACUACAAUCUCGAUUCAAACAACGCCAAGGUUGCGGGGAUCGUCAAGCUGGUCAACCAGCUCAACUCCGGCGGAACCAAACUCGUUGAUGGUAUCGGCACCCAGAUGCAUCUCAGCUCCGGGGGGUCCAGUGGUGCUCAAGCCGCGCUAACCGCCCUGGCUGCGGCCAACGUCGAUGUUGCGAUUACUGAGCUUGACAUCGCCAACGCCCCAUCCAACGACUACACCAACGUUGUCCAAGCUUGCCUCAACGUUCCGAAGUGUGUCUCCAUCACCGUCUGGGGUGUCCGCGACUCCGACUCCUGGCGCGCGUCGACCAACCCGUUGCUGUUCGACAACAACUGGCAGCCCAAAGCGGCGUAUAACGCCAUCGCAAGCCUUCUCAACCAGGGUGGGACUGUCACCACAUCCCAGGGCGGGACCACUACAACCACCAGCGCAACCACGAGCAAGAGCAGCGGGACGACAACGACGACCAGCCAGCCGGCCACUGGCACAGGUGGUGCAACGCAGCAGCACUGGGAUCAAUGCGGUGGUCAAGGUUGGACAGGUGGAACUGUUUGUGUCUCUCCGUAUACCUGCCAAGUCCUCAACCCAUACUACUCACAAUGUCUGUAA
This is a messenger RNA of Mycena indigotica, 1194 nucleotides long. Its product is annotated as Carbohydrate esterase family 15 protein. The record is from RefSeq and is a predicted model, not a curated record. Lineage: Eukaryota; Fungi; Basidiomycota; Agaricomycetes; Agaricales; Mycenaceae. Gene Ontology annotation, biological process: carbohydrate metabolic process. The transcript has 13 exons. Bases 1 to 1194 code for a protein of 397 amino acids. Gene Ontology annotation, cellular component: extracellular region. Gene Ontology annotation, molecular function: cellulose binding; hydrolase activity, hydrolyzing O-glycosyl compounds.